Molecule: messenger RNA, 1001 nt
Organism: Vigna radiata var. radiata (mung bean)
Lineage: Eukaryota; Viridiplantae; Streptophyta; Magnoliopsida; Fabales; Fabaceae
Product: bidirectional sugar transporter SWEET5
Exons: 7
Coding region: 115-855 (246 amino acids)
Biological process (GO): carbohydrate transport
Cellular component (GO): membrane
Molecular function (GO): sugar transmembrane transporter activity
Source: RefSeq, a predicted model, not a curated record
UGGAAUGUUUUUGUAUGAUCAUCACAACCUCUUUCAAACAUUCCUCAGCUCACCACAGAAUUUUAUAGCAGAGAGAAACAACACUCAAGAAAAGAAAAGAAAAAAAACCUGAGAAUGGUGAACCCUGCAAUUGCUCGUAACGUCGUCGGCAUAAUAGGCAAUGUCAUCUCCUUUGGCCUGUUCUUUUCACCUGCACCAACUUUCUAUGGAAUAGUGAAGAAGAAGAGCGUGGAAGAGUUCAAGCCUGAUCCUUACAUAGCAACGGUUCUGAAUUGUGCUUUUUGGGUGUUCUAUGGAAUGCCUUUUGUGCAUCCAAACAGCAUUUUAGUUCUCACCAUCAAUAGUGUUGGGCUUGUGUUCGAAUUUUUCUAUCUUACCAUAUAUUAUAUCUAUGCCACCAACAAAGGACGGAUGAAGGUACUGAUUUUCCUUCUCAUCGAACUUAUUUUCUUUGCUGCCGUUGCUCUUGUAACAAUGCUGGCACUACAUGGCACAAAGAAAAGGUCAUUAGUGGUUGGUAUUCUGGCUGAUAUUUUCAAUGUUAUGAUGUAUGUCUCUCCUCUUACAGUCAUGGCAAAGGUUAUAAAAACUAAGAGUGUGAAAUACAUGCCAUUUUGGCUUUCUAUGGCUAACUUCCUUAAUGGUCUGUGUUGGACAACAUAUGCUCUCAUCCACCCUUUUGACCGUUAUGUGCUGAUAAGCAACGGUAUUGGAGCAAUCUCCGGACUAGUUCAGCUCCUGUUAUAUGCAUGUUACUGUUCCUGCAAGAGUGAAAACGAUGAUGAUGUUGAUCAUAAUUUGAAACCACCAACUGGGGUUCAGCUCUCCAACCUAAAUGGAACAGUGGCAGUGUGAUUACACAUCAAUAUGGAUUCAUAACCUUUUUUUUCUCUUUUAUUUUCUGUUUACUCCUUCUUCACCUUAUACUUCUUUAUGCCUCUUGAGUUUCAAAUGCAACAUAGAGAUUUAUAUGUGGACAUAUAGAAUGGUUGCUUUUAUAA